AGGACUAAGAAAGAGAUUCAAAGGAUGCCGAGGUCUUUCCUUGUGAAAAAGAAACGUGGGGCAUGUGGAGCAUGGCAGUGGAAAGAGCCUGAACAGCUCGAGUGGAAAGAAGACUCUCCAUUAGCAGUUGAAAUAGCAAUGGAGCAGAUAUCCUGCUGUCCUGCCACUGUGCCUCAGUCGUCUCAGGCCGCCUUAGACUGUGGGACAGCAGCAGGGAUGACAGCAUCAGGACCUUCAGCAGGACCAGGAGAACCAGGGGCCGACACCAGGCCAGACUGGCCCUCACUGAUGCUACGGGGCUCCUUCUACCAUCCCAGUACACUGGCACUGGUCAGCAGAGCCAAGCCCCGACUUCGUACUUCCCCUGGUUCAGGAGACUUUGUGUGCUCAGUGUGCCACAAGAUCUUCCCUCUGCAGCGCAUGUUGACUCGACACCUCAAGUGCCACAGCCUGGUGAAGAGACAUCCAUGUCGCUACUGUGGCAAAGGAUUUAACGACACCUUCGACCUCAAGCGGCAUAUGAGAACACACACAGGUAUCCGUCCUUACAAGUGUGAGCUCUGUGAGAAGGCCUUCACACAGCGCUGCUCUCUGGAGUCCCACAUGAGGAAGAUUCAUGGUGUUCACCAACAGUAUGCCUACCGCCAGAGACGCUCCAAAAUCUUUGUGUGUGAGGAUUGUGGUUUCACGUCAAGCCGCCCUGAUGAAUACUUCCUCCAUGUAAGACAGUGCCACCCUGGCAGUCCUGCCCUCCGCAGGUACUACCGCCGCCAGGCUCAUGACAACAGCAGCUUUGCCUCAGCAGACUGUAAAAUCAACCCAUAUGUGCUGUACUCAACCCCUGCAUACUACAUGUAGGGCUCAAAUACAUUGUAUUGUAGAUGCUCCAUUUGUCAUUCAUAAUUGAAAAUAACAUUUCUUAGUUUUUUUUAUUAACCCUUAAUAGGGCACUCAUUGACAUACUUGCAAAUUCCAAAUUUCAACCCAAGAGAAUAUUGGAGGAUAUUAUAUACUGCCAGAA
Molecule: messenger RNA, 1021 nt
Organism: Centropristis striata (black sea bass)
Lineage: Eukaryota; Metazoa; Chordata; Actinopteri; Perciformes; Serranidae
Exons: 4
Coding region: 25-858 (277 amino acids)
Biological process (GO): regulation of transcription by RNA polymerase II; epidermal cell differentiation
Cellular component (GO): nucleus
Molecular function (GO): DNA-binding transcription factor activity, RNA polymerase II-specific; RNA polymerase II cis-regulatory region sequence-specific DNA binding
Source: RefSeq, a predicted model, not a curated record